AUCUUCGUCCCUUCCUUUUCCUUUUCCUUUUCCUUUUCCUUUUAUUUUUUGUUUUUUUUUUUUGUUUUUCUCUUUGAAAUCUCAUCAUCAAAUUUCACCAAAUCCCUUUCAUCAAUCCUUAUCCGUAUACUAAUUUGUUUACCCUAAACCUUCCUCUCUUUCCCAUCUUCACCAGCUUUUGCCCACUUCUUUCACUAUGGCUGCUCACCUUCCCCCUCCUCCGCCGGAGCAAAACUACCUCGAAAAGCUCGACGUCUUCAAGAUCAAAGGCAGAGAUAAGCAAGGCCGCCGCAUUCUCCGCAUCACUGGAAAAUUCUUUCCAGCUCGGGUUGUGAGUUUGGAUGUGCUGAAAAAGCAUCUGGAGGAGAAGAUCUUCCCUAGGCUUAAGAACAAGCGUUUUACGAUCUUGUACUUCCAUACCGGCGUUCAAAGGAGCCAAAACUUUCCCGGUAUCGCCGCCCUUCGAUCAAUCUAUGACGCGAUUCCGGCCGCCGUCAAGGCUAAUCUUGAAGCCGUGUAUUUCGUUCACCCAGACCUCCAGGCCCGACUCUUCCUCGCCACUCUUGGUCGCAUUUUCUUCACUAGCGAGGUGUAUGGAAAGGUGAGGUACGUGAGCAGAAUUGAUCUGCUGUGGGAGCAUGUACGGAGGAACGAGAUCGAGGUUCCAGAGUUCAUAUAUGAUCAUGAUGAAGAUCUUGAGUACCGUCCCAUGAUGGAUUAUGGUCUCGAGAGUGAUCAUCCUAGGGUGUAUGGUGCACCAUCUGUGGAAUCUCACGUCUACUCCAUGAGGUGCAUUUCAUAAACACAAAAUUUAAAAAUGGCCUUCUCUGUUGGUUUUAAGUGAAUUUGUGUUUGGAGCUUUGUUUGGCCUCUACUCAUUCUUUUUUCUUUUUCGACCUCAAGACCAAGAAGUGCUUUGUAUAUAUUUGAUUUGAUUUUUUUUUUCUUUCGAAGAAGAAGAAAAAUGGUUGUAUAAAAAGACGAAGCUAUUGGUUUGCUUUUAACUGUAUAUAUUGCCUUUUAAUCACAUAUAACUCUUUUUCUUUUACC
Messenger RNA from Cucumis sativus (cucumber), 1050 nucleotides. Its product is annotated as ganglioside-induced differentiation-associated protein 2. The transcript is spliced from 3 exons. The coding region runs from base 197 to 802 and encodes 201 amino acids. Lineage: Eukaryota; Viridiplantae; Streptophyta; Magnoliopsida; Cucurbitales; Cucurbitaceae. The record is from RefSeq and is a predicted model, not a curated record.